AUGUUAAGUGGUCUUUAUCGUCAUUUACCCACACCUAUCCGUCGUUAUCGUUCCUAUGUAAAAUGUUUUCUAAUUAUAAUCAUUAUGUAUAUGUUUUGUAAUAUUGUUGGAAUUGGACGAACAAAAAAUUUUGAACAAGAAUAUGGUAAAUCUAUUAAAUAUGUUGAUAUAUUUGAAAUAGCUGAAACUGAUCAACAUAUUGGUGGACCCUAUAUAAAUCAAUUACCAAAUACAUUUAUAAUUAGUAAUGAAAAAUUAUGUUCAAAACCACCCUAUCUUCUUAUUAUGGUUAAAUCAGCAAUUGGAAAUUAUCUAGCACGAAAAGCAAUAAGAUUAACAUGGGGUAGUCAUUUGAAUAAAUAUAAAAAAUCUAUUAAAUUAGCAUUUGUACUAGGAACACAUUCACAUAAUUCAACAAUUGAAAAAGAAUCUGCUGAAUAUCAAGAUAUUAUUCAAAUUGAUAAAACAGAUUAUUAUUAUUACAAUUCAUGUAGAUUGACAUUGAACGGGUGUCCCAGAAUAAAUGAGCCUCUUAGUAUUUUGCUUAUAAUUUGGUUUGAAUUUGUUUCUGAGACUCGAUAUUUUUUUUAAAAGAUGCGCUAGGAAAUACUCUACAAAAUCAUACCUAAACUCUAAUUUCAGAACUUCAAUCAAAAAAACUAAACCAUUUAGAUGAAAGUCGAAAAAACUGAAAAUUUUCUAAAAUCAAAAAUGAUUUCUUGUGUUAACGUUUUGAAAGUAAGAAAAACUGAAUUAGCCAUUUUGUAGCCCUGACUGCGCUCUAUUUUUUAGCUAUACUUCAAAAUUUUUCACAUCAAAAGCCACGGCGAAAUAAUAGUUUUUCUAUCAGUUGUCAUGGAUUUUUUCAUUAAUUUUUUAAAUUUUGAGUCUAGUAGUGCUUUGAGUGAAAGUCCCAUAACUCUGUUCGAGUAAAAGUUUUUUCGAUCGGGUUUGUUUGUUUUGAUCAGAAAUGAUUGCUCUUCUCUAUCUAACUGUAAAACCAAAACUUCAAUGACGUUUUCCGUGUCUUGCUUGAGCACAUUGUUGGAAACGGGAAGGUUGUCAAUUUUUGUAACUUCGUUCUCCAGCAUCCCAUCUGCUCUAAAAUAUUUUUUUUAUAGACCAUGAGAAAGAGCACAUUUUUGAAAGUACGAAACACAAACUGAAUGCUCACUAGGGUUGUGACAAUUACCAGUUACAGUUACCACCGUUACUCGGUAACGGUAACUGUUGAACAGUUGUCGUUCUUGGUAAUGGUAAUUACCGUUACCAAGAACGACAACUUGGACAAUAUCCAACUUCCUAAGCAAAAUUUGCUGCGGACAGGCUUUCAACUGUAUAAUUCAGUUUGACCGAAAAUAUUUCUGCAGAAAAAUUAAAAAGCUAUAUAUCAUUCGGCGUAGUUUUUCACGGUGAUUCCGAAUAUGGCAUUAUUUGUACGAAAAAGUGCUUUGGUGAGAGAGAAAAAUGUGAAAUACGCGAAAACCCCUUGGGAUUUUGGAAAAUCCAUAAAACCUCCUUGGA
Messenger RNA from Didymodactylos carnosus, 1524 nucleotides. The record is from the annotation of a GenBank genome assembly. NCBI's taxonomy places the organism in Eukaryota, Metazoa, Rotifera, Eurotatoria, Philodinida, Philodinidae.